Fusarium poae is the source of this 1293-nucleotide messenger RNA. RefSeq lists its product as uncharacterized. The record is from RefSeq and is a predicted model, not a curated record. NCBI's taxonomy places the organism in Eukaryota, Fungi, Ascomycota, Sordariomycetes, Hypocreales, Nectriaceae. The transcript has 3 exons. Bases 1 to 1293 code for a protein of 430 amino acids.
AUGAGAGUUCUUCUCGGUGCAGCAUUGAAUCCCACGGCACCAUCGUCAGAAGAUGAAGAAACUAGCCUUUCUCAUACCGAACGGCCCGGGCAAGUGGACGCAUCAAACACUUCCGGGGCCACCCAAUCGACAGGUGCGCCUGAAAAGACACCUACGGCAAGUCAAGACACAGAAGCCAAACCGCCAACAGCUUCGGAGGACGCGGUAUCAUCAUAUGCCAGUGUAUUUGAAGAGCUUGCAGGGGCAUCAAGCCUCCCAGAUGUCUCGUCCACUGGCGCAGGAUCUGCAACUACAGGUCCGGUGACAGAGAACGAACGAAGCCUGGAGUCUACACUCGCAGCCUCAUCUGUUCCGUCGUCCAUUACCGGUACGACCGAACUAGAAACUGCGCCAUCGUCAACAUUGCCACAGACAGGCGCAUCCCAUGAUAACGAAACAGAGGAACCGAGCGGUGCCUCGUCCAAUGAAGAACGCACCACUUUGCCCGAAGAUCAUUCAACCCAGGUACACUCAGCAGGAACUGAAGAAGUCCCGACUACAUCCUUAACAGCAAUUGCAGCAACAACGACGACUGCAUCACAGGCACAGAAACCCACUGGAUCGACUACAGAUUCGAGAAGCACUGAUACCAGCAAAGAUACCUCAGCAGAAACGCAAUUUGCAAACACGGAUACAGCGUCCGACCGGGCCGUUUCGUCCACACAUACGAUCUCAACGACGACCAGUGCCGUCGCUCCAUCCAGCGAUGAUUCAACGAAGCAAGUUAGUACGGGAGCCAAGAGCUCUCGGGAAGAGAUAAAAACCACAUUCACAACUUCCACUUCCACUGUGGAUGAAGAAGCCACUAGUACGGUAAGCCCGUCCGUUGGGGAUUCGAUGCUCUCGACAGAGUGCUUCGACGGUGGAAAGCCGUUUGGCCUUGGAUAUUUGUUUGGCUUCGGACGCUCAAUCGCUUUUGGAAAUUUGUUUCCCCCCGACCCACGGUAUGAUGACAUGAUACAGGACAUGACGAAGCACUUCUGUGGCAAGUCAUCUAUUGAUAACAGAAUGAAAGCGGGUGACGAAUGCAUCCAAGACUUUUGGCAAGAUCGUACUUCCCAAGUUGGCUACCUAUUCGAAAUCUGUCCAAGGAAUAAUUGCCCAUACUACGGUCAACAUAUGGGCCAUCCGCUCGGACAGGAAGGCCUCUCUUGCACAGACAUCUUUAUGGAAAGGAUUUGGCGCUUUUGCAGCAAGAGGGAUGGGGGGGUAUGGGUUACUGGGUGCCUCGAAUACAAACUGAAAAUUGGUUAA